Molecule: messenger RNA, 5955 nt
Organism: Sphenostylis stenocarpa
Lineage: Eukaryota; Viridiplantae; Streptophyta; Magnoliopsida; Fabales; Fabaceae
Source: the annotation of a GenBank genome assembly
AUGUCGAGGGUUACUAGGUGGAAAAUAGAGAAGACAAAAGUAAAGGUGGUUUUCCGGCUCCAAUUCCAUGCUACACAUAUUCCACAAUCUGGAUGGGAUAAGCUGUUUAUCUCUUUCAUCCCUGCUGACUCUGGGAAGGCUACAUCAAAGACAACCAAAGCAAAUGUGAGAAAUGGAACCUGCAAGUGGGCAGAUCCAAUCUAUGAAACAACAAGACUCCUCCAAGACAUUAAAAGUAGACAAUAUGAAGAGAAGUUUUAUAAAAUUGUUGUGGGGAUGGGUUCAUCGCGAUCUAGCAUCCUUGGCGAGGCCAACAUCAAUCUAGCUGAUUUUGUUGAUGCAUUGAAGCCAACAGCUGUUGCUUUGCCUCUUAAUGGAACUGAGGCUGGAGUCACACUACAUGUCACAGUGCAGCUUCUCACUUCCAAAACUGGUUUCAGAGAAUUUGAGCAGCAGAGGGAACUCAGAGAGAGGGGUCUGCAGACAACCUCUGACCAAGGUACUCAUGGUGAAUCUGCUGAUAGCAAAGAGUCAUCUCCUGACCAGAAUGCCAAUAAUCAUAUAAAUAAGGUUAAUUCAAGAGUGAAAUUGAAAAGAGAAUCUAAAGAUCUCCCCCGUAUAUCUUCACUUGAAGAAGAGUCAGGGGUAAAUGAAGAGUAUGCUGAUUCAGCUGCUGGCUUUGAUGGCUCUUCUAGCACUUCUGAAAGCAUAUAUACUGAGAAGCAUGAUAUCUCCAGUACACAUGAAGUGGACAGUCUUAAAAGCACUGUCUCUGGUGAUUUAGGUGGACUAUCCCUCAGUCAAAGUCCUCAGCCAGACAAAGGAGAGGCACCUGAUAAUCAGUUUCCAGCACAGGGUAGUGACCGGGUUCAUGGUUGGAGCAUAGACUAUUCAGCUGCCAAUAGUUUGGCUGCUGCUUCUGAAGAUAGGAGCAGUAGUAGACUUAUGGGAAAUUUGGAAGCAGCUGAGUCGUCUAUUCUUGAUCUAAAACUGAAUGUAAGUUCUUUGCAAAAUCACGCAGAUGAAAUAGGUGUUGAAACACAUAAGUUUUCUGAGCAACUUGCUACUGAGAUUUCAUCUGGAGAAGAGUUAGCAAAGGAGGUUGCAGUACUAAAAUCAGAGUGUUCAAAGUUUAGAGAUGAGUUUGAUCACCUUAAAAGUUCUAAGUUGAGCUUAGCAUUCCCUCACAAAGAUCCUACUGGUACAGAUCAGGAUAAAUUAUUUCAAAAUUUGCAGCAUAAAUGGAUUAAGGGGCUUUUGCUCAUGGAAGAUAAGUUAAGAGAUAUUCAGAAGGUGUCUAUGGGAUUUCCUGAAAGGGAUUUUCGGUUCCUUAACUUGGAGUUAGAAGCACUGGCUGAAAUUUUGCAGAACCUCAAACUAGAAUCUGGAGAGCCAAUUUCAGCGGCUAAAGUUGUCAAUGAAAGAGAGAACAAGAAAAUGAAUUUACAUAAAAGUCAACAGUUUUUAACAGAUAUUGGGUCUGAUGCAGGUUUACUUCAACCUGAAAGCAUGACUCAUUAUCUUUCCAUACCUGGCCUUGUGUCUCACGAGUUUGAUUCUGUUGAUCCUACCCUUGCAAUGAAAGAGAAAAUUUUUGAACUUUUAAGAGAGAUAGAUGAGUCCAAAACCGAAAGGGAAAGCCUUGUAAGGAAAAUGGACCAGAUGGAGUGCUACUAUGAAGCUCUUAUUCAGGAACUUGAGCAGAAUCAAAGGCAGAUGAUGGCUGAAUUGCAGAACCUUAGGAAUGAACAUUCUACUUGUCUGUACACAAUUUCUGCUGGUAAGACCGAGAUGGAGAGAAUGCACCAGAAUAUGAAUGAGCAGAUAAUAAAAUUUUCUGAAGACAAGCGCAUUUUGGAAACUCUAAACAACGAGUUUGAGAGAAGGGCUAUUUCUGCUGAAGCAGCCCUUAAAAGGGCCAGAUUGAACUAUUCUAUUGCUGUUGGUCAAUUGCAAAAAGAUCUUGAGCUCCUUUCUUGCCAAGUUCUUUCUAUGCAUGAGACAAAUGAGAAUCUUAUAAUGCAGACCCUUUCUGAUUCUUCACUUCCAAACACUGAUGGUUGCUCAGAACAAGUGACGUAUCCUAAAAUUUCAGAAGGUCAUACAUCCAAUCGAUUGCUAUGUCAAAAUCACUAUUCUUCCUUACAAAGACAACAUUUGGGUGAAGACAUUUUACUUAGUGAUUUGAAAAAAUCACUUCAGUUGCAAGAGGGGUUAUACAGACAAGUUGAAGAAGAAAUCAGCCAAAUGCAUUUUACAAAUAUAUACUCUGAUGUCUUUUCUAAGGCUCUACAAGAAACAUUGCUCGAAGCAAGUCUUGACGUUCAACUCAUGAAAGAGAAAAUUGUUCAACUCUCUCAGCAGCUGGAGCUUGCAAAUGAAUCCAACGAGUUAUUGGGGCUGAGGUUGCAGAAUGCUAUGAAUGAUAUCCUCUCACUAAAUGAGUACAAGGAAAUUUGCACAGCAAAGGGCAAUGACAUUGCUCUCCAGAACCAAAUUUUAGAGGCAAAUUUAAAAAAUCUUGCUCAUGAAAACAAUCUUCUUACUGAGAAAGUUAAUGGGCUGGAAGUUCUUCUGACAGAGUAUAGAAGUUAUGAGGGAAAGUACGCGGCCUGCAGUACAGAAAACUCAGAGUUGAAAAGUUUAUUGAAAAAAGAGAGCGUAGAAAUUAAUCAUCUUCAUGAUGAAAUAUCCAUUUUGCAGGAAGAGUUAAAGUCUGUCAGAACUAAAUUUGACAAGCAAGUUUCGGUGAAGGAUAAUCUGCAGAAUAAUGUCACCUUUUUGUCUAAUAAGUUGCAGAAGUUGCUGGCAUCAUAUGAAGAAAGACACACUGAACUUUCUCUUUGUAGUAGAUCUGCUUGUUUGGAUUUGAAAUGUGAAGACUUUGAGGGUCUCUUAUUGCGACUAGAAGAGUUGCAACAGAGUGCAUUUCAUAGAAUCCUGCUACUCACUGAAGAGAAGGAGAUUUUAGUCCAUGAAAAACAAAUGACUCAAGUAUCUUUAAAUACUGCAGAAUCAGGUGUUCUGGUCAUGAAACAGAAGUUUGAGCAUGAUUUGCGAGAGAUUUUACAUAAGAUAACUGUGUCAGGUGCUCUGUUGCAGAAACUUCAGUUAGAUUUCGAGGUGAUCAUUGACAGGAUUAAUGCUGGUUUUGAAGCUGAAGAAUUAUACACUCAGCGUCACAAAGAAUUUUUGUCUGGUCUUGAUCAUUUGGACGCUGAGCUACAACAACUUAAUUCAAGAAAUCAGGACCUUGCUCAAGAAAUAAUAAAACUAGAUACUUCAUCUAGUGAACUUGAAAUAUGUAAGCUGACCUUAGCAACAAUCGAAGAGGAAAACAAAGAUUUGGAAUCAUCUUUACAGGAAAAAACUGAAGAAUCUGCCAAGAUUUCAUCUGAGCUUGAUUUUUUGAAAAAGAACUUGCAUUCUCUGCAUGAUGAAUUGCACGUUGAGAAAACUAUCAGAGAAAAGUUGGAGAAAACAGUUUCCAAUCUUAGCACUGAAUUGAGUGAGAAGAAAAGCCAGCUGCAGGGAAAGAAAGAUUUGGAGUUGUCUUUGCAGGAGAAAAACGAAGAAUCUGCCACAAUUUCAUCUGAGCUUUAUUUUUUGAAGAUGAACUUGCAUUCUCUGCAUAAUGAGUUGCAUGCUGAGAAAACUGUCCGAGAAAAGUUAGAGAAAACACUUUCAGAUCUUACCACAGAAUUGAAUGAGAAGCAAAGUCAGCUGCAAGGUAAGAUAGAUUUGGAAUCGUCUUUACAGGAGAAAACAGAAGAAUCUGCCAAGAUCUCAUCUGAGCUAAAUUAUUUGGAGAAGAACUUGCAUUCUCUGCAUAAUGAUUUGCAUGCUGAGAAAACUGUCAGAGAAAUAUUGGAGAAAGCAGUUUCAGAUCUUACCAGAGAAUUGAAUGAGAAGCAAUGCCAGCUGCAGGAGGCUGAUAUGAAAAGACAAGAACUUGUCCAUCUCAAGCAAAUGGUGACAGACUUAGAAUUCGAAAAUUCAAGAAUCUCAGAUCUUCUACAGAAAUCUGAGAAACAUCUUAAAGAUGCUUUAAAAGAAUCUUCUUCUAUUAGUUUUCUGGAAACUCUAUUUUCUGAAAUGCAUGAAUCUUUCAUUGCUACAGACAUUGUUAUGACUUUUACCAGAGCUCAGUUUGAGGAUCGUAUGGAAGAGCUUGCUGAGAAGCUUCACUCCACUUGCAGGCAACUUGAUGUGUUUCACAAGAAAAAUUUCGAUGUAGAAACUGAAUUGAACAGCUGUCUUUGCAGAGAACAGAUUUGCAUUGAAGAAAAUACAAGAUUGUUGUCGAGCCUUGACUUUCUGAAAUCUGAAUUAGAGAUCCUGACUGUUCAGAAUAGAGAACUAAUUGAUCAAAACAGUGCACUUAUGUCAGAGCUUAAGGAUCACAAGAAUAUGACCGAGGAGGUCAAUGAUACUUCUAAUAUGCACGAAAGACCGUGUGUCCUUGAGGUUGCAAGGCUGGAGCAAUUGCUGGCAAGUUGUCGUAGAGAGGCUGCAGAACUCUUUUUGUCCAAGGAAGAAGCUGAACUCAAGUGUAUAGUUCUGCAGGACAAAUUGGAUGAACUGAAAACUGCAUUCACUUCAUUAAAACAAUCAGAUGAUGAGCUAAUAAGACUGCAGAACCAAUGUAAUGAGCUUACCAAGAGGCUUGCUGAACAGGUUUUGAAGACAGAGGAAUUUAAGAAUUUGUCUAUUCAUUUGAAGGAACUGAAAGACAAAGCUGAGGCUGAGUGUCUUAAUGCUCAUGACAGAAGAGGACAUGAACCACCACCGGUUGCUAUGCAGGAGUCCUUGAGAAUUGCAUUUAUCAAGGAACAAUAUGAAUCAAAGUUGCAAGAACUAAGACAUCAGUUGUCUUUGUCCAAAAAGCAUAGUGAGGAAAUGCUGUGGAAACUACAAGAUGCAGUUGAUGAAACUGAGAAUAGAAAAAAGUCUGAAGCUUCUCAAAUAAAAAUUAACGAAGAGCUGGGGAUGAAGAUCUUGGAAUUGGAGGCUGAGUUACAGGCUGUACUUUCUGAUAAACGUAAUUUGUUAAAUGCUUAUGACCUUCUAAAGGCUGAAAAGGAGUGUUCCGCAAUAAGCCUUGAAUGUUGUAAGCAAGAAAAGCAAGAGCUUGAAGCUUCUCUUGUAAAAUGCAAUGAGGAGAAGUCCAAAAUUGAAGUAGAACUAACGUUGGCGAAGGAAUUGGUGGAGACUUCGAGAUCUCAUGCAAAUUCUCUGAACAAGGGCAAUGGUACAUUCUCUACGUUGAAUCCUCAACAAAAGUAUAAUCAUGAGCCAGAGAGUGCAACUUUACUCAUCAACAUGCAACCCGAGGAUCCUCUUGCAUUUACUGUUAUGAAUGGAGGCCAAACACUUGGAAAUCAAAACGACUUGCAACAAGAAGAAGUAAUGAAGCAUGUGGCAUCAGCUGAAAGUUUGAAAUCUAGCAUUGACCACUUGAGUAAGGAGUUGGAAAGGAUGAAAACGGAGAAUAUGCUUCCUUCAGUAGAUGGCCAUAGUUAUGAUGAGCCAAGUUUCCCAGAUCUGCAAAGAGAAUUGAUUCAGCUACAUGAGGCCAAUCAAGAGUUAGAAAACAUAUUCCCAGUAUUCGAUAAAUUCUCAGUCAGUGGUAAUGCAUUAGAAAGGGUGCUUGCUUUAGAGAUUGAGCUUGCUGAAGCAUUGCGGACCAAGAAGUCAAACAUCCAAUUUCAGAGUUCUUUCUUGAAACAACAUGGUGAUGAGGAAGCAGUAUUCCGAAGCUUCAGGGAUAUCAAUGAGCUAAUUAAAGAUAUGUUAGAACUAAAGGCAAGACAUUCUACUGUGGAGACAGAACUGAAAGAGAUGCAUGAGCGUUACUCUCAAUUAAGUCUUCAAUUUGCAGAGGUUGAAGGUGAGAGACAAAAACUCAUGAUGACUAUAAAAAAUACUCGAGCAUCUAAGAAGGCUUCAGGUUAG